Diabrotica virgifera virgifera (western corn rootworm) is the source of this 351-nucleotide messenger RNA. RefSeq lists its product as uncharacterized. Lineage: Eukaryota; Metazoa; Arthropoda; Insecta; Coleoptera; Chrysomelidae. The coding region runs from base 1 to 351 and encodes 116 amino acids. The transcript has a single exon. The record is from RefSeq and is a predicted model, not a curated record.
AUGACAAAUAAAAGAAAAUACAACAGCUCAGCAACGGACAUACUUGACACCAACGGAAUUUUGAUCUCAGAAUCAACAAAGAUUCUAGAAACAUGGAAGCAAUAUGUUGAAAACCUCUUUGCUUCAGACCGCCCUAAUAAUUACUCAAUUGAAAUCACCGAAAACAGUCCUUCCAUUCUCAAUUCAGAGGUAAAAAAAGCAAUAUGCUCCCUCAAGAAUAACAAAUCUCCAGGACCUGACAAUAUUCAUGCUGAAGUGCUAAAUCUUUGCGAAACGGACAACUCAUUCCUAGAAACCCUAACCACUCUGUUUAAUAAUAUAUACGACAGGUGCAGAAUUCCAGAAAAUUAG